Messenger RNA from Mucor mucedo, 1537 nucleotides. Its product is annotated as Alpha/Beta hydrolase protein. The record is from RefSeq and is a predicted model, not a curated record. Lineage: Eukaryota; Fungi; Mucoromycota; Mucoromycetes; Mucorales; Mucoraceae. Gene Ontology annotation, molecular function: epoxide hydrolase activity. Gene Ontology annotation, biological process: epoxide metabolic process. The coding region runs from base 47 to 1285 and encodes 412 amino acids. The transcript has 5 exons.
GCAUAAAUAACUAUGUAUCUCUCUUCUCUUCUUCAAAUUUUGGAACAUGAUCACCAAAUUUACUAUCCCGGAACUUGACCAAAAUGAGCUUCAAGAGAGGCUUUCUAACGCCCGAUAUCCCAACGAGUUGCAAGACGAUUACACGGGUUGGAAGUUCGGAUCGCCUACGUGGGCUGUGAAAGACAUGGUGGAUUAUUGGAAGUCGGGUUUCAGUUGGGAGAAAUCCAGAGAUGAGAUUAAUCGUUGGCAUCACUAUCAAACGCCUAUAAAUGAUUUAAAUAUUCAUUUUAUUCAUGAACCUUCUUCUCGGCCCUCAUCAAUCCCUCUCGUCUUGCUACACGGUUGGCCAUCAACGUUUUAUGAAUUUCAUAAAAUUAUCGAGCCUUUACGCGAUCAUCCAACUCAGGCGUUUCACGUAGUCGUACCAAGUUUACCUGGUUACGGGUUUUCUGAGGCCCCGAAAAAAUAUGGAACUGGCGGAGUAGCUGCGUUUGCUGAUGUUACUCAUCAACUUAUGCAGAAACUAGGUUACCACAAAUACAUGAUUUAUGGUACUGAUUGGGGAUCUGCCAUUGGAUCUAGACUGGCGCAAGACCAUCCCGAUCAUGUUCUUGGAUAUUUUACCAAUAUGAUGAUUGCAGGUCCUCCUUUACCCACCCUUCAAAACAUUUUCAAGCACCCACUUAAGGUCCUGAAAUUUAUGCUAUCUAUAGUGCUUGGAUUUGGUUACAUUUACGGUGCUGACUUUGCUCCUUUGGCAAACUUCUCGUUUGCUAAUGUUGAAAAAUAUGAAGGCGCUGCGUAUCGUGCAAUCCAAGGUAUGAGACCUUAUACAUUAGCCUAUGGUCUAACUGAUAGCCCUGUGGGACUGCUUGGUUGGAUGUUGGAACCUUAUCAUGUAUGGACGUUUCAUACAGCUGAAGAAGAAACGCAAAAUAUCCCAGAUACCAUUACGCGGGAUGAAUUUUUGACCCAAGUUACGCUCUAUUGGUUGACCAAUUCUAUGUCUUCUUCCAUUCGAAUUUAUUACGAGGCAAUGAGAGAGAUGGGAAAGGCCCCUAAAAUGGAUAUAAGAGUUCCGCUUGGUGUUUGUUAUUUCAAGAAUGAAGCAUUUAAGUUUCCUCGCGAUUGGAUCGAAGCCAGUGCUACAAAAUUGAUACAGUUUAAAACGUUCUCUACAGGAGGACACUUCCCUGCUCUUGAAGAAACAGAUCAUCUAUUGGGUGAGAUCCAACGAUUUGGAGUUGCUGUCAGUAAGCAAACACAGAAGAGCAAAGAUAUUUAAAAUAAAAUGGUCGACUCCUUUUUCUUUUUGACAUUUAAAACAAUAAACGCUUUUUAAAAUCCAGCGUAGUCCUUGAUGUUGAAUUUUGUAACAGAUACUUGGUUAUUUCAUUUGCUAAGUAGAUGUAAGAAGCGUCGUCACCGAACUAAGUCUUGCGCACACGAAAUAUCCUUGUUUCUCCAGAAUCCCAUCAUCCUUAAACGCUUUUUAAUAAGUCACACAAAGCCAUGUCAAUGUGGCCACAAGAAAAAU